AUGGCAGAGGCCGCCUCAGAUGCUGGCCUAGGUCCGCCUUCCUACGAGCAGGCCAUAACUACUGGCGGCCAGGGUUGGUGGUUAGAGCUGGUAGCGCCUUAUGUCUCGGUGGGUGACUAUCCGAGCCUGUGCCUGGUUAGCCGUCGUUUCUACGACGUCUUCUGUCCUAGGCUGUGGAAAGAUCCUCUGGUUACGGUGAGGAUUUUGGGGCUAGACCCAGGUAAUGAUUUCGCCUGGUAUCUCGAUGUUUCUGGACUUCCGGGAUCAGUGCGUCCCCUCGUCAAGGCAGCUGACCGCUUUCCUCGCCUCCGCGUCCUGAAAGCAAGGAGACGGGAGUUGGUGGCUGCAGAUGCCUCUAACCUCGUAAAGGCAUUUGCAGGAAGACUUUGGAGUCUCGAUUUGAGCGAUAACCCUCUUUCGGAUGCCGUCCUACUAGCUCUGAAUCAGUUCAUGACCGCGAGCAGCUCUUCCCUGCGGACGGAUGGCCAUUUCGCGGCAGAGGGAAUGCUUGACUGGCCACGUUGCGAGGGCAGCGAUGCGUAUGGACCAUUUUACCAUAUCAAGGAAUCUGGCUUUAGCGAUACCUUUUCCCACGCCAACCGGUACCUGGCUGACCCUCCGACCUACCCUCCUGGCGAGUUUCACGACGGAAAUCAUCGGCCCAGUCCCGUUCGAGCCAACGGCCGCACCCCGAUUAAGAAUGAUUCAAUAGAGUUCCUGAAACAAGCUCUACUUGGAGAUGAUGCGCCCGUCGAUGCUGCCUGUGCGACCCUCUCCGCUGCCCGCAUGAGUCCUGUUGUGCUCAGCCACCUCCACCUCUCUAAUACGAAGGUCACAGCUCUGGGCGUGGAAAGGCUUGUGCGGGAGUCAUCUGGGCAGCUAGAGUCUCUCGACUGCGAAUCCGCUCGACUCAACAUCAAUAUUCCACGGCACAGCCCAUGGCCGAAGUCUACCAGGCUGUACGGCCUACUGGGGUCACCACACAUCUGGCGGCCGGUCCUAUCUUCGAACCUGCGCGAGCUCAGAGUGCACCAUUCGGUAGUAACACAGAUCCCUACCAUGGAGGCUGAGGGGAUGUCCUCCCUGCGUCGCCUCUGGCUCGCUGAAACGAGCAUCCGGCGGAGAUGCGAGAUGGCGUAUCCGUUAGCUUUCGUUCCUGAUACCAACCCUCGCGUCACAUCCCUUACCUUGACCAGAAUUCCUCGCCGCUCGUCGGGCCCGCUGAUUGGGAAGAUUAUCGGUUUUCUGAAGGCGGCGUCGAUUCAAGAGCGCGCGAUCGCGGAUGCUACCAUAUCUUCAUCGCGAAGGGCUCCGAUGAUGCUGAGGGGAUUGCGGAAUGUUCGCCUCGAGUUUGAAGCGGACCCUAUGGAUGACCCUGGUCGGUUCGCUACGUCGGCGGACUUGGAUGAGGAUGGAAUUCUGGAUUUGAGUCUUGACGCCGUCACAUUCUCCACAACAACUUCGGCGUCUCGCAGCAACGGACACCCUGGCUCGGAUAGAGCCGAGCAGAGCCCCUGGUUGUCGACGCAUCCUGGCGCGGCGAUAGCAGACUUCACCCGCUCCAGGGAAGAGUAUGUUUCGCAUACGCUCCAGUGGAGAGGUACCACCUUCGAAGCUAGGGUCUGGGUAGGAAGCGGCAUGCCGAGCUCCAACCCCGCGACGAACGCCUACCAGCAACUGGUCCGCAGCGGGUAUCGCCAGGUCGUCGGUGCCGCAUCCCCUGCUCACGUAAAGGCAGGGGUGCCCGCCGGAUCACUGAUAUACCUCGAUGCGUGGGACGCUAUGAUUCUUCCCGAAAGAGUCGAGGGCGCGCGUCAGGAGGUUUUGGCGGGGAUGAAGGAUGUUCUUACGGAGCUGAAGAGAUAUCGUGUUAGUACGAGGGAGGCGUACGAGAGGGAGAAGAGGAAAUGUGCGGGGCUGUCGGGACAGGUUGGGCUUGGGGCGCCGCAUUAUUUCUUUACGGGGAAGGUUGAGGUUAUUGUGAAGGAUAGUUCUACGCACUAUCAUGCUUCGGAGUAUUGGAGAUGA
Molecule: messenger RNA, 2028 nt
Organism: Scedosporium apiospermum
Lineage: Eukaryota; Fungi; Ascomycota; Sordariomycetes; Microascales; Microascaceae
Exons: 3
Coding region: 1-2028 (675 amino acids)
Source: RefSeq, a predicted model, not a curated record